This is a messenger RNA of Acaulospora morrowiae, 1587 nucleotides long. Lineage: Eukaryota; Fungi; Glomeromycota; Glomeromycetes; Diversisporales; Acaulosporaceae. The record is from the annotation of a GenBank genome assembly.
AUGUCCUCGUCAUCCACUCAAGUACUUGACGCACGUCAGCUCGCGUAUGUGCACUAUCAUUGUUCAUGCCCAGACGUAUGCAAAUCUAAUGAAUCCAGUGAAAAAUCCAUACCCGACUUUGACGUCAAUUCUCCUCGCGUUCAAUUCUCCACUUUUCCCAUUUCGAAGCUUUACUUCUGUGACGAUUGUCAUCAAAUUCGUUGCCCGAGAUGUGUACAAGAGGAAAUAGUUUGUUUUUACUGUCCAAAUUGUUUAUUCGAGGUACCAACUGCAAGUGUCAAGAGUGAAAGAAACAGGUGUGCACGGAAUUGCUUCCAGUGUCCGAUUUGUCAAAAUACUCUUUCGGUCGUAGCUUCUAGUGAACCUCCACUUGCAAACCCUCCUGCUGCUUUAAAUAUGACACCGACAGGAGCUCCGUACUUUCUUUCAUGUGGUGUCUGUCGCUGGGAUUCUCAAGAGAUAGGGAUGACUUUUGAAAAGGCGACAGGAUUAGCUUUACAAUUGCAGAAGACUGAAGAUGAAAGGCCAGAUGUAAAAGAGUUUGAUCAUCUCAAGGAGCAUUUUGAGAAGCACCUGCGUCUCAAUAUUCCUUCUACUUCACUUCCUUCCUCAUUAUCAUCUAUUCCUGGAAUGAGUAGUUUCACCAGUCGAUACGGUGGCUCUAGUAUGGCUCAUACGCAACAAAAGUCUGAUGAUGUUGCACCAUAUGAGGCGGUUGGAAAAGUCGAGAGUGAGAGCGGCUUAGUGGAUGAUCUGGUUCAGUUGAAAGACGUCAAUCAAAUUACCACAUUGGCGCAGAGGAUGAAUCAACAUAGUGAUCAACCCUACAAACGUAUUCACCUUCGCACAAAGCGUGUAAAACGAUGUCGCUCAUGCCGACACAUCCUCAUUAAACCCGAGCAAAAGGCUCAGGCAACCCGAUUCAAAAUCAAACUCGUUGCCCUAAAUAGUAUUCCAAAAAUCACUAUAACAAGCUUACCAAAACUUAUCCUCAAUCAACAAACGCAAAUCGUUUUGAAAUUUUCUAAUCCGUUGUACGAAGAAAUAAUGGUGGAGUUAAAAUUGAAUGAUGAACCUUUAGAAUAUGGGAAGAUUACAAUACCAUCCCCUCAUUUCAACAUAACACCUUACAACGAAGUCUGGGAAUAUGAUGAACAGGAGCUAGUCCCAUCAAAAUCUCGUCCUCAGUCUUCUGCUUCUAUUGCACCAAGGAAUGAUAUCAUUGGCAUUUACGAACGGCGAGGCAAUUAUACUAGUAUCAUUGUUGAAAUCACACCGUUGUCUGAAGUUGAAGAGUUUAAGUUCCCUCUUUUAGUUACCUAUACCACUAAAAGUAAUGAUGUUAAUGAUGGUAACGAGAAUCCCGAAAACCCUUCGGAUGUACCACCGACCAACAAAUCCGAAGAUUCCAAGGUCGAAGCCGAUAAAACGGAUACCUCUACCUCAACAAACUUAACCACGAGGAGUCUGUCUUUCUGGACUAUUAUAGGGUUGGGAUCAGUGGUCAAAGCUCCGGUGCCAUCUAGAUCGAGCACUCACGGUAACAGCGGAGCAGUUCGUCCCAAUAGCAUCAGUGGAAAAUCUUGA